GCCAGAGCCAGGGUGAACGGGCUAAUGUCAAUUUUCAUUGUAUAUCUAUAAAAAUUUAGUAUGUAUGCUGCAUUUAAGUUUCUAAAAUGAAAAAUAUGGAUACUAUGGAAGAAGAACAAUGUUUACAUCAAUGUGAAAACUAUAUCCAGAGCCAUAAUAUACAAAUAUUACUCAAAAACUGUAUAGUACAACUUUGUCUAAAUAGACCCGAUGAUCCAGUGACAUUUUUGCGACAAUAUUUUCAAAAAUUAGAAAGAGAACAGGUAAAGGCUGCAGCAGCUGCUGCUGCAACAUCUGAGGGUGAAGCAGAUGGAGAACUGUCACCACUUCCGGUACUGGGCGGCCAGCUGCCUCGGAGACGCGGUGGUAUAAGUGCCGAGCCAGUCACUGAAGAAGAUGCUACAAGCUAUGUGAAAAAGGUUGUGCCAAAGGAUUACAAGACUAUGGGGGCACUGUCAAGAGCUAUUGCCUCCAAUGUACUGUUUACACAUUUGGAUGAGUCUGAGAGGGCCGAUAUGUUUGAUGCCAUGUUUCCCGUGCAAUGUCUUGUGGGUGAAACAGUGAUACAACAAGGAGAUGAGGGAGAUAAUUUUUACAUUAUUGAUUCAGGUGAAGUUGAGGUAUUAGUUAAUGGUGAAGUGGUAACAACAAUAGGAGAGGGUGGAAGUUUUGGAGAACUAGCUCUUAUAUACGGAACACCGAGAGCCGCGACUGUGCGUGCGAGAACUCCGCUCAAACUAUGGGGUCUCGAUCGAGACUCCUACAGAAGAAUAUUAAUGGGUUCGACUAUAAGAAAACGGCGCAUGUAUGAUGAAUUCUUAUCUAGGGUUUCUAUACUUGAGAGUUUGGAGAAAUGGGAACGAUUGACAGUAGCAGAUGCACUCGAGCCGGUGUCAUUCAACGACGGCGAAACUAUUGUGCGCCAAGGCGAGCCUGGAAACGAUUUCUACAUUAUUGUUGAAGGUACAGCGGUGGUGCUGCAGCAGCGCGGCGGCGAGGCGGAGGGCGCGGCGGUGGAGGUGGGCCGGCUCGGGCCGUCGGACUACUUCGGCGAGAUCGCGCUGCUGCUGGACCGGCCGCGCGCCGCCACCGUGCGCGCCGCCGGCCCGCUCAAGUGCGUCAAGCUCGACCGCGCCAGGUUUGAACGGGUUCUUGGACUAUGCGCAGACAUCUUAAAACGCAACAUUGCCCAAUACAACAGUUUUGUUUCCCUUUCUGUAUAAAACUUUACAUAUUAAUAGUAAUUAUGAAAAAAAAAUUAUUUAAUUUAAGGCGGUCGCGGUGUUAAAUGAGUUUUACAAAAA
Molecule: messenger RNA, 1304 nt
Organism: Colias croceus (clouded yellow)
Lineage: Eukaryota; Metazoa; Arthropoda; Insecta; Lepidoptera; Pieridae
Gene: Pka-R1
Product: cAMP-dependent protein kinase type I regulatory subunit
Exons: 7
Coding region: 87-1223 (378 amino acids)
Biological process (GO): regulation of protein phosphorylation
Cellular component (GO): cAMP-dependent protein kinase complex
Molecular function (GO): cAMP-dependent protein kinase regulator activity
Source: RefSeq, a predicted model, not a curated record